AUGUCGAGCAACCCCGGAAACAACACGGCCCAGCCGACGGCGGCUAACACGGCAAACCCGGUAGAGCCGGAGGUCACGUCCGGGAACGCGAAGGCAAGAUUACCGGCUGCAAACCAGAGAGACUGUUUGCUAAAGCUUGUGGUCAGCAUAUUUACGUCCUCUACGGCGUCGGUCAGCGACAGUAUUCGGGAGUAUCGCGAACUUCAUGGCCGAAGCUUCACCCAAAAGACGGAAUACUGGGGGCCCAACGAUGAGCAGCAAAACGAUGCUUUGGACUUCAAUCAUUUCUGGCUCACCAACUUCUUUGACGGCAGGCUGUUCUUGGCUCCGAUUGGUGACAACCCCCAAAACAUAUUGGAUAUUGGCACCGGCACUGGUAUUUGGGCCAUCGACUUUGCCGACGAGUAUCCUUCGGCGGACGUCAUCGGCGUUGAUAUCUCCCCUAUCCAGCCUUCGUGGGUGCCUCCGAACUGCCGGUUUCAGAUAGACGAUUUCGAGAAGGACUGGACGUUCAACCACGGAUUCGACUUCAUCCAUGCCCGCAACCUCGAAGGUUGCAUUUCAGACCUGCCAAGAUUGUUUGAGCAGUGCUUCACCUACACGAAGCCGGGCGGCUGGUUUGAGAUCCUGGAGUUCGACAUCGAGGUUCGCUCGCAAAGUCUGGGAGACCUCGAUGAAGAUCACAUCUUCAAGAGGUGGCAUCAGCACAUGUUGGUCUCCUCGGUCAAGAUGGGAAAGCCGCACGGCAACGCGGUUGACCGCAAACUUACAAAAGCCAUGAUCAAUGCCGGCUACGUUGACGUGGUUGAGCGGAAGUGGCCCAUUCCUAUCGGGACCUGGCCCGCCAUGCCUGAGAUGAAGAGACUGGGGUCCUGCACAUUGGACUUUCUUGAGCAAUCACUUGAGGGAUUCGGACUUUUUCUCCUAAAGGAAAUAUUGGGCUUCACCUACGAGGAGGUCCAAGUCACGCUUGCCGAGCUGAGAUCGGCGCUGCGUAACCCAAAGAAUACUCCACUCUACUAUCUGCAUGUGGUGUACGGUCGCAAGCCUGAGAAGGCGGAGGGUGACCAGUAG
This is a messenger RNA of Colletotrichum higginsianum IMI 349063, 1074 nucleotides long. RefSeq names its product methyltransferase domain-containing protein. The coding region runs from base 1 to 1074 and encodes 357 amino acids. The transcript has 6 exons. Gene Ontology annotation, molecular function: methyltransferase activity. The record is from RefSeq and is a predicted model, not a curated record. Lineage: Eukaryota; Fungi; Ascomycota; Sordariomycetes; Glomerellales; Glomerellaceae.